GGAGAGCGCGCGCCGUAGCGAAGUGGUCGCACAUCGUUUCCGCCGCUAAUAUCUCUUCGGCCUCAUCACCAUCCGUGGCGUGACGGUGUGAAUUUGUGGAGAGCGCGGGCUUUGAAACAGUGAAAAACCGAACUCAAAAAGUGGCGCCUCAUUAGGUGGAGUGAUAAAGUGAAGUAGGAAAAGAUAAAAAAAAACUGAAGCCGUCGUUGUGCGUGGUGUUGUGUGCAGUGUGCAGUUCCACUCCCCCUUGCGAUUGAUUUGUUCGGAAGCAAAGCCACACAAAAAAGGAAGCACCGUAAGGUUAAGCGAUCGAGCGAGAGAGAGAGAGAGAGCGCGCGCGUGAGCGAGGGGAAAGCCGGGAAAACAAGGAACCACACCGAGAGAGGCCAAGUUCCCUCGGUUUCGCCCACAGCCAGCAGCAGCAGCAGCCAGGCGAGCGUCGUUCGGAUUGAGUGAGGAAAUCGGCGCGGAAAACCACCGAAAGCAACAAGGGAGAGAAAGUGUGAUAGCAUCGCCCGGACAGAGGAGGCAACAGAGGAUUUCGGGCCAACAAAAGGACGACCGGGGGUUGUUGUUGUUGUUGUUUGGGUUCGCGAAAGUAAGCUCUAGCUUAACGGCCGGAAAGCUGGAUUUCAAAAUGCUGAUGCAGGUCUCGCCGGAUGCGGCCGACGCCGCACUGACGCUGGUGCAGACCGGGGCCAGCACGACGUCCGGGUCGGGCGGGUCGUCCGGGAGCGCACAGAAGGACACCACCUGGACGAAGCUGUUCGUCGGCGGGCUGCCGUACCACACGACCGACAAGAGCCUGCGGGAGCACUUCAGCGUGUACGGGGACAUCGAGGAAGCCGUUGUGAUAACCGACCGCACGACGAACAAAAGUCGCGGCUACGGAUUUGUGAUUAUGGGCGACCGGAUGAGUGCCGAGCGGGCGUGCAAGGAACCGAACCCGAUCAUCGAUGGCAGAAAAGCGAACGUCAACCUCGCGAUCCUCGGGGCCAAACCGCGGGGCAACGCCACGCCAGGUUUCUCCUUUGCCACGACAGGACUGCGGACCGGAUACCCCGUGAUACCAGGACAGUACGGAGUGCCACCAUCGUACAUUUACGGUGCACCGUACCUGGGCACGGCGGGAGGAUCGACGGGAGCUACAGGAGCCGCCUCCGGGCUAGUGCCGAUACCCGCGACGCAGUUGUCCCACGCAGCGGCGAUCGCUGCGGCCACUAGUCAAUUCUACGAAUAUCAGAACGCUGUAGCCGCUGCAGCAGCCGCGCCCUACCCGGGCCAGUACAGUGCCGGGUUCGACGCUUAUCCGUACGCGUCGGGAGCAUCAGCCGGUGCAGCCGCUGCCGCCGCCCAGUAUAUGGCCGGACCGUACACGUACGCCACGUUGCCGCAGGCAGGAGCCGCCGCCGCUGCAGCUGCGGCGGCGGCCGGUGCCUUUCCCGGCCUGUCGCCCUACCAGAACGCGACCGGCGCAUCGCUCCAGGAAGCUAGACUACAAUAAUAUUUACUACCGCAGGCGCUAAUGGUGUCGCUGCUCGGUGCUGGCGGUGCCACCGCCGGCGUUGGUCUCGAUGCCGUCGACGUCAAGCGGCCCUAGGUGCGACGGUGGCCACUGCCCCGAGUGAAGAAAAAUGGGGGCAACAACAAAUAAGCGAAUUGGGUGUAGCGUGAUCGCAUAAAGAUAUUAGGCAGCCAAAAAAAAAAAAUGGAGAGGAAAAUGUGAAAAGGAAAAAAAAAUGUGAGGUGGCAUCAACUGUCAGCUGUCAGAUCGGGGGUCUUUAUUCAGUUUUAGUUAGCCACGAUAGUUUUACUCUCUACCAUCUAUAUUACCUAUUUAGUGCUCUGCCCGGUAGUAGUACUUACACUAACUGCAUAUAGUACGGUAUAGUAAGAGUAAUUCAAUUCUAAACAACCGUCGCGGCCACCGCCGCCGCCGGCAGACACAAAGCAAACAAGGAAACGAAAAGACGACCAAUCAAAUCACCUGGAAACACACAAAUAUAUCUCAAACAAUAGAGAGCGAGAGAGAGAGAGAGUGAGGACGAAACACUCACAAUAUCAUUUAUUCGGAACUUGCACAUAGUUAAGCACACACCCCACAACACACACACAGUGCGGCCUCCAAAAAGGGCCGCAAACAACACGACAAGCAAAGUACAGCAAAUCAGAAAGCAAAUCAUCAAAUAAAUUCUAUUUAUUAUACCCUAGUUUUAACGUAUCAUAAAACCAAACGUCGGGCGCUGUGUGAGCCACUGCCGCCACAUGAUGUUGUGAGCCACAGCCGAGAGCGAGUGAGUGAUCGAGAGGAUGAUGCUGAUAACCAUGGCGGAUGAAGGGCGAAAUAACAUUAUUUACUAAUAUAUGUAUAGGUGAUAAGGUGCGCGGAACCGCCGGGCAGGGCCGAAAGGAAAGGAUGAUGUGUAUUAACUUAACAAACGCUCAAUUCUUUAGCAGAAGCAAAUACAUAUAUUGAAAAUCGACAAAAAAAAAGAACGCGCGAUAUCAACAUAAAUAGUUAUUCGAAUAUGAAAGGAGAAGGUCCGAAGGGAGAGAAGGACACGGCUCCGACUCGACUCCUUCUGCAAUAGGUGUGCCGAUGAAGUAGCGGCGAGAUGAAGCUUUUCGAGAGUAGACGCGCGCGCGACGGUAGAUUUCUUCUGAAUUUCAAAUGGGGCAAAUAGAGGUAGAGGAGGUAGCCGGUAACUCUUGUCACCCGCUCAAUCAACCGCUGAGCCCACCACCAGGGGUGGACCCACCCAGCAUAUCCCCCCCACCGAACCGUAACACGUACAGAGAGAGAGAGAGAGACAGAGACCCCCAAUUUGGUGAUCGCUAAAACAUGUACACGGAAGAGACAGGACGAAACCGUCCCCCAUUUUGACAAGAGCAGUUGAGAAGGUUGAUCAUGUUUCCUUUUUUUGCCUUGUUUUUGGCCAACAGCAAAAGAAAAGAGUGGCGCACUUUGCACGUAGGCUUCACAAUCCGCACACCGAUGAUGCUGCGGACGUGAGCAGCAUAUCCGGACCCCUCGGCGGGGGCUUGUUGCGGUGCCGGUCCGGUUGCGGUGCACUCUCUCUCUCUCUAUGAACCCACGAGUCAGCAGCAGUCACGAGGGCAGAAGGAAAUUCUAGUCAAAUGUGGUGUGUUUUUGUUUUUCGCGAUACUCUCUCGAUUAGAAAAAAACGGGGGUUUAUUUAUUUUGUUGCCUCGAUGGUGCGUUAACUUUAGUUCCCCGUGGCCUGCCAGAGCGACAGCGCGGCUCGUGUGGCGAUCCGCGUGAGUCCCAACCACGACCAAACCGUUCGAUUUCAUUCAGUUCCGGUUUCGUACUCGGCACUCUCAGUGAGUAGUGAGUCUCAGAAUGAGUUUGCAAAGUAAUAAGCUCAAGUCACGCCACACCUCCACAACACGAACCCAACACGAACGACAAAUUAACGUUAUGAUAAACCUCAAAACCGCCGAGAAAAAGUUAACCUUAUACCGCGAGAGUAUACACACAAAUGUACUGCAAAUAAAAGAAAAAAAGUUUUUCAAAAUACUACAAAAGAUCGCUAGAGGGCCCGGAAAAAGGCGGGACACAGGAACAGGACACUCUGGCACUGCUCGGGCACCGCCGCCGCCUCCGGGGCAGGAGCUGUCGGGAAAGGUCCGUUCGUUCGUUCGUUCGUUCGCUCCGUAUCGUAUAUUCACGGCCGCGAACGGGAAAGGGAAAGAAAUCGUGCCUUUCACAAAGACAAAAUGAAUUAAUGAAAAACACAACACACACGAUAGCGAAAUGCAUACAAACCAAAUCAGUACAGAGGACAAACACACACACUGCAAAAAUAUAUAAAAAUAAUACGAUAUGCUUAAUAACAUUAAUUAUACGAAGCAUCCUUAGCAAAGCCAAAUCGGUGGCCACACGCCGCGUGCGGGGAAGAGCAAUAGGAAUCGGGGUGGAAGAGGGGAAACACAGGAUAGGCGCAUCACGUCCCUGAUCGAACGGAUCGGGAAGGAAUCGCUGACAAUAUCGAGGUCCGACGGGGAAUGAUGGAUACACACACGAUGGACACGGAAACGGAAGGAGCCGGAACCGGAACCGGAAGAAGGAUGCAAAAUGCAACCAAGUUAAAGAUUUCAGCCCAACACAGAGAGAGAGAGAGAGCUAGGAACCCCUUGAACUUGUUAACAAAGAUUAUAUGAUAGAACGAGCGACAUAUUUUGCCAAGACGAAGAGAUUUUUCUUUCCCUUCAGCGAGAGAGCGUCGUCCCAUAUUGCAAUACGGCGGAGAGAAGGCGAUCGGUUUGUGGGUGACGAAGACACGACACGUUGGCGGUGAUCUUCUGAGCAAGAAUGACAAGCUGGCAAAGAACAUCCUUACAAAGACUGAGUCUGUGUGUUUCGUUGCUUCUCGAGGAUCAUUGUGCGAUCGAGGUGCGAUUAAACUUGCAAUAUACAGAAUCGGCGGCGGGGCGGCACACAACCUACUCUCGCACGGAAGAUGGUGCGAUCGAUCGAUCGAUCGAUCGAUCGAGAGAGAGAGAGAGAAUGUUUCGUUGUGUCGCAGGAAGGACGAAAGAUUUGUUUUACAAUUCGUUGACGCAAAAUGGCGAAUGGAGCAGCAGCAGCAAUGGGUGACCGUUUGUAGAUGUUAAGUUUAAAUUAUUUAUACAGUGAACGCAAUGCAAUGAUGAGGACGUGGUGAAGAUGAUGGGGUCUGCGAGAGGAGAGGGGCACGUAACGGAGUUAGGAGUUUUGUAAAAGAAUCUCAUACUAUAUUAUUGAUCGCGGCGCGGCAGAUUGGCAUCCAUCAUGUGGGUUUUUGGGGCGGCAUCAGCUGUGUGGAUAGGAAAUUUACUCUAGGAUCUAAGGAAGGUUCGUGCGUAGCUACCACCGUAACCGUAACUAACAAUCGGAGACGAUUCGGGCUCGGCAGGCGGCCCGGAAGCGGAAAUCUAACACACAAGCAAUUACCAGCGCUGUCGGGUGCCGGAGUCAGCAAACCCUCCCGACAGAGAGUCCGUACGUACACACUCACUCACACAAACACACGUAAUAAAUAAGCAUAUUUUAAUAUAUCGAUUAUAAACUCCCAUCAACCACAACUCUUACUAUCAAUCAAUCGGAACCAAACGGAAAGGAAGGAAAUAUAUUACAUUUAAAGUACUACAGGCGUGACACGGGGUCACGGCGACACAGGAGCAGCACCGUUUAUCGUUAGGAAAGUGUAGUCAGCAACAACAACAACAGGCUCACCACCGUUAACAGUGAGAAAGAUACCCGUAAAGAUAUAUCAGACAAAAACAAGACAUCAGCAGCAAACAGCGCAUACAUCUCAGUAGAGAGACAGAAACAGAGAGAGGGAGAGAGAGAGAGAGAGAGAGAGCAGCACGGUGGAUGAUGGUAACAAAGAAACAAAGCAAAAAAAGUACUAUACAGAUUAGAAGCUCUAUAUACAUACAUAAAUAUAUAUAUUUAAAGAAAAAAAAAGAAUAUAAGACUAUUGCAUAAAACAUU
Anopheles bellator is the source of this 5500-nucleotide messenger RNA. RefSeq names its product RNA-binding protein 24-B-like. Gene Ontology annotation, cellular component: cytosol. Gene Ontology annotation, molecular function: RNA binding. The coding region runs from base 638 to 1504 and encodes 288 amino acids. The record is from RefSeq and is a predicted model, not a curated record. The transcript has 8 exons. NCBI's taxonomy places the organism in Eukaryota, Metazoa, Arthropoda, Insecta, Diptera, Culicidae.